Messenger RNA from Oncorhynchus mykiss (rainbow trout), 3766 nucleotides. RefSeq lists its product as uncharacterized. Lineage: Eukaryota; Metazoa; Chordata; Actinopteri; Salmoniformes; Salmonidae. The record is from RefSeq and is a predicted model, not a curated record. Gene Ontology annotation, cellular component: mitochondrial membrane. Gene Ontology annotation, biological process: release of cytochrome c from mitochondria; intrinsic apoptotic signaling pathway.
UUAAAUGUAAUGUUUAUGUUUCAUACAUGGCUUUUCUUACAAUCCUAACAAUUUAAGUAUGGGUUUUCUUACGAUCCUAACGAUACAUACGUUCAACCUUUUGGCAGCUAUCUGGCUCCAUACAUAAUCCAACCUCUCCCCGUUUUCCAGUCGUUCAGUACAGCACUGUUUCCUAUCAAUUGAAUGCCCCAGAACGUACAAACGUAUUGAACUCAGCCAACUACAAUUUAGCUUUCUGCCACAUGCAAGUAAAUCGACGCUUUUCAUUGGCUGAUAUGCAUUUUUAACUGGAGAAUCCAUUUAACUUUAAAUGGUUGCUUAUGUUCGCAAGUACGGCACUGAGGUCUCUUAGUUAUGUCCAACGUUAUCAAUGAACAAUACAUGUUUUUCUUGACCAAAUGCGACACAAUCCCAUUGCCUUCCAGUCAAAAAACUACACUAACCGCGUUGUCUGCAUUGCGUCUUAUUUCACCCAGGACAAAGUGCAGAGUUGUGUCUCUCGCUUCACAUAUGCGACUCUGGCUGUAAACAUACACUCACUUCCCUGAAAUGGAAACUGGGCGGAGAUCUCGUUCCUGAAGCUCGAAAGUGAAAGUAUAAAAAGCAUUAUAGAAGGCUUGAUGCUUUUUGUAGCUUGAUGGUUAACAUUAUCACAGGUUUUUAAACCGUGUAAGGCUUAUCAUUAUCGUAUCCUAUGUGGGCUGUACAUGGAGCAAUGAGAUUGCGCGCAUGUCGGCCCCUUCCUCAACUGUUCAUCGAGUGUGUGCCACGGACACCACCAUUUUUGAUCAAUGCUCAGGAGCCUCGGGACUGUCAAGAGCCUCGGGACUGUCAGGAGCCUCGGGACUGUCAGGAGCCUCGGGACUGUCAGGAGCCUCGGGACUGUCAGGAGCCUCGGGACUGUCAGGAGCCUCGGGACUGUCAGGAGCCUCGGGACUGUCAGGAGCCUCGGGACUGUCAGGAGCCUCAGGACCCGGAUGAUUCACAAAGAAUCAAACAGAACAGAAAAAGGAUGAUCAUUACAGGAGCAGCAGCAACAGUGGGAGCAACUGCAGCAGUGUUGGGGGCACCAGUAGCCCUGGGAGUGGCAGGUGUGACUACUGUUGGGGUUGCUGCAGGAGCAACUGCAGGGGGCGCCGCAAUAGGAACGGGUACAAUUGCUGCAACAGCAACAGUGGGAGCAGUUGCGGCAGUGGCAAUGGCACCAGUUGUCCUAGGAGCGAUAGGAUUCACUGCUGGUGGGAUUGCUGCUGGAUCAUAUGCAGCAAGCAUGAUGUCUGCAGCGGCCGUGGUAAAUGGAGGUGGGGUAGCAGCAGGGGGUCUUGUCGCUGUUCUACAGUCAGCAGGUGCUGCAGGGCUUUCAGGAGCGGCUACAGCAGCGGUGGGAGGUGCUGGAGCUGCGAUUAGUGGAGCCUUGGGAUGGGUGGCCGCAGGAGCAGGGUUCUCAGGAGCGGCAGCAGCUACUACAGCAGCUACGGCAGGUGCUGCAGGGCUCUCUGCAACGGCUACAGCAGCCGCGGGAGGUGUUGGAGCAGCAGUUGGGGGAACAGCAGGAUGGCUGGCCUCAAGGACUAGGACACCUGAAAAGGAGGAAGGAAAAGAUACAGGAGCAGCUACAGCAGCUGCUGCAGGAGGUCUUCCUCUAGGUGCCUCAGGAGAGGCUACAAAGGCUGUGGGAGGUGUUAGAGCAGCAGUUGUUGGAGCGUCUGAAGGGGAGGGAGGAGUCGAGGAGAGAGGGCUUUCAGGAACGACUACAGCAGCUGCAGAAGGUGCUGCAGGGCUUUCAGGAGAGGCUACAGCAGCUGGGGGUCGUGUUAAAACAGCAGUUGGUGGAGCGGCGGGAUGGCUGUUCUCAAGAAUCAGGACGUCUAAAAAGGAGGGAGGAGAGUAAAGAGGGAAGAGAGAGGAUGAGAAGAGGGCCCUUUACAUAAAAACUGUUGAUGUUAUGAAUGUUUUUUUUUGUUGCUCCUUAAUUAUUUGUUAUUUUUAUAUUUUUCUCAUUGGAAGGUUGCAAGUUCAAACCCCCGAGCUGACAAGGUACAAAUCUGUCAUUCUGCCCCUGAACAGGCAGUUAAACCACUGUUCCUAGGCCGUCAUUGAAAAUAAGAAUUUGUUCUUAACUGACUUGCCUAGUUAAAAUAAAGCUACAAAAAAAAAUCAUUUUUAUUUCAGAUUUUUGAGUUUAUUUUAGUAAAUAUUUUCUCGCUAAAAAAACAUGAGCAGGUGCAGAGUAAUAGUUUGUGUGGAAGUGCUUUCUAAUGACGAAUAAACUAUGAAAAUAAAGAAAGUUGCACUCUCCAUGUAUAAACCCCCAGCAAUUUAAUGGGUAUUUACCAACCUUUCGGCAUAGUAAAUAUUUUCUCAACACUCUUUUUCUUGGUUAAAAACUUCUUAAGAUGUAUUUUUUAAGGGCUUGUAAGUAAGCAUUUUACUGUAAGGUCUACCCACACCUGUUGUAUUUGGUGCGUGUGACAAAUAACACUUGAUUUGAUUUUGAUUUGAAUGAUUUCAUAAUGGUGUUAUGAGUGCAUAUGUAAACCCCCUUUUGGUGUUGCCAAAACACAUACUGGUAUAUACCCACUCAACAUGUAUUGCAAACAGAUGCAUGCACAUCCACUCAGAGGAACAAUUAUGCAUGUGACAAAAUAAUUAACAAACAUACUUUCAAAAUAGAGGUCUAUUGUAUAAUGGAAACAUGUUUUUUUUAAUUGUCAACAUACCCAGCCCUUUGACACACCAAACACAGAACAGGUGUGUAAUGUGCUUUGCAGGUGUGGUUCCCUUGCACAUGCUGAAUAAAUGUAAUUCAACCACUGCAAACCCUCAUACUUCCUGGUGAACUAAUUUUCCGGUGGAGUUUCAUUCAAAUAAGUUUUCAGUACAUUUAUUUCUAAAGACAUCCCUUUAAAUUUGGUGAAAAGCACCUGUUAAGUCGAAUUUUCUCAACAGACUCACUAGAAUAUAUGGAGAGAAUGUUCCGAAUUUUAGAAAUCAAUGAGAGAAAGUAAUUUAAAUACACACAUUUGUCUCACUUCAGCACUUAUUAAAAAAUACUCUGAUCUUGUAUUAUAUUUCGGGUUCGGAAAGAAUUUAUGAAUAAAAAAAACAGGUUUGAAAAGCCUGAAAGUUGACAUAUUCAAUUGGUCAAUCGAUUAAAUAUUGGAAGGUGAGAGGUGUACAAUAGGGGUUGAACAAGGAGUCCUAUAAAUCUACCCUAAUAAUCGUCACUAAUUACAGAUGACAACGGUCCAGUAGUCGUAAACCGUGCGCCAGACUCCAGGUUUUAUACUGCUAGGUAUGGUCUGCGUUCCAUAAAGAUUCAAAUAGGCUACAUGCCCUUAAUGAUUGCACAACAUGUAAUACGUCAGCGUAAUAUGAUCCACUAUUGCUAGCAAUACUAAAGAACAACCACACAAACGUGACAGAGGAAAGAUUUAACAAUGGAAUUAUGAGUGGCGUCUUUAGGCCUAGGUUUCCGGGGCUUCAGCCCAAGAGGUUUUUGUUCCGGAAAGAAAUUGUUUUUCUGACUGAACCACAUAUCUUUUGACAGUAACGCAGUGUCCCGUUUUGGACUGAAGCUGCACUUUACAAAAUUAUAUUUAACCCUGUUUAAAAUGAACAAUGUUGAGGUGGUAGAACUGACCAAAUGAAAUGAAUCGUAGACAUAUUAUAACCUAUUCCAUUCUACAGGUGGCUCAUGUCUAUUAUUUCCAUAUAAGCUAUGUAACUAUUUGUUAAAAAAAUAAAUAAAUGAAAAGUGAAUUUA